AUGAGUCGAAACAGUGUAAGUGGCCCUGGGACGACGUACCAGGUGUACGUGUUGGCUAUAAUAGGAAAAGGAGAUAUUCCUUUGUACGAAGCUGACCUAACCAUGAAUGGAAAAAAAGAUAUUUCAGAACACCUAGCACAAUUCAUAAUUCACCAGUCACUAGAUUCACUAGACGUCCUGGUAUGGAAAUGCACAAAUCUGUUUUUAAAAACGAUUGAUUCGUUUAACAGCUAUUCCGUUUCAGCAUACUGUACCACAGGACACAUAAAGUUUUUACUGCUUCACAAAAACAAGAAUGAAGUUAGCAGUGGGGGUAAUAGCGGUACAGGUGGACCCGCCAUCCAUGUACCCUCUGAUGAUAGCAUCCGAUCCUUCUUCGAGGUCGUUCACGAAAAUUAUAUUAAGGUGUUAUUGAACCCGCUGUAUGAGCCCAACGGAAUGAUCACAAGUUCUCUCUUUGAUCAGAAUGUGCGUUUGGCGGCGAAGCGCUUCCUGCACGGUUGA
This is a messenger RNA of Plasmodium fragile, 504 nucleotides long. RefSeq lists its product as uncharacterized. Bases 1 to 504 code for a protein of 167 amino acids. The transcript has a single exon. Gene Ontology annotation, biological process: endoplasmic reticulum to Golgi vesicle-mediated transport. The record is from RefSeq and is a predicted model, not a curated record. Gene Ontology annotation, cellular component: TRAPP complex; cytoplasm; nucleus. NCBI's taxonomy places the organism in Eukaryota, Apicomplexa, Aconoidasida, Haemosporida, Plasmodiidae.